Molecule: messenger RNA, 618 nt
Organism: Eufriesea mexicana
Lineage: Eukaryota; Metazoa; Arthropoda; Insecta; Hymenoptera; Apidae
Gene: nanos
Product: RNA-binding protein nanos
Exons: 3
Coding region: 145-618 (157 amino acids)
Molecular function (GO): RNA binding; zinc ion binding
Source: RefSeq, a predicted model, not a curated record
CGAGGUGGAUCCUGGUCUCUUUGUUUAUCUUCGCUUCGCGAUCUUUACCUUUCCGACUUCGUCUCGUGAAUAAGUUACGCGUUCACCGUUUUGUGACUUUCCCCUGCUUUUCUCAUUUUCCUCGUUUCUUCUUUUUCGUUCGCAAUGCAUGUCUCGAUCAUGCAGAAACUUCCGAUGCCGCAGGUGUCGAACUUCUUUUAUCCGUUCAAUACCAGUCUCGAAGAGGAAAUCAAAAGAUUAUUCAUCAAUUUCACGAUCGAGACUGAAAACACGCCUCCUCCGAAUGUCGAGGAUGUAAUGGAGGAGUUCCGACAUAAUGGGCGCGAUUUUGAAUACUGUCCAGAUCUGGACAAUGGUACAAUGCCAGAAACGACACCACGCCGCAAGAAAAAUAAGAAACCCUUGCCCACAGAAUGCGUUUUCUGUAGAAACAAUGGCGAAGAAGAGGCUUACUACCGAAAGCACUUGCUGAAAGACGCUGACGGCCGCGUCUCUUGUCCAGUCUUGAGGGCCUAUACGUGUCCAAUUUGUGGCGCACACGGAGACAUUGCUCACACGGUCAAGUAUUGCCCGAAGAGCGAAUUGAGAAAUUCUAUGGGUAAACGGCGCGUCAAGUAA